Messenger RNA from Culicoides brevitarsis, 1754 nucleotides. It is a transcript of the gene EndoA, whose product is annotated as endophilin-A. Gene Ontology annotation, molecular function: protein binding. Gene Ontology annotation, cellular component: presynapse; glutamatergic synapse; cytoplasm. The coding region runs from base 373 to 1554 and encodes 393 amino acids. The record is from RefSeq and is a predicted model, not a curated record. Gene Ontology annotation, biological process: synaptic vesicle uncoating. Lineage: Eukaryota; Metazoa; Arthropoda; Insecta; Diptera; Ceratopogonidae. The transcript is spliced from 13 exons.
UUUAGAAAAUAGGAAAAUUCACGAGUUUUCAUUCAUUUUUCAUCAAUUUCCAUUGAAAAAAAUCGCAUCAGCUGUUCAUCCCGAGCCGAAAUUCACUUUGAACUGCCAAAGAUGACUGGAAUUCACGCGGAAAUCCAUAGUAACUGUUCAGUCGAAGUCUGGAAAAUUGGAAAAGUGCAUGAAAAGUUAGUUCUGUGCAAAAAUAAACCAAAAAUUACCUUCAAAAAAGCAAAAUAAAAGUCAAUUGUGUUAAAACCAGCUGAAAAUCACAAGAAAAUUGUCAAAAUCUCUUGGAUACCUCUUAAAAAGCAAUAAAUCAAGAAGUCGUUUUGCGAGGGAGGCAAAAGAUCAGAUAAAAAACUACAAGCAACCAUGGCGUUCGCAGGACUGCGAAAACAGAUAAACAAAGCCAAUCAGUAUGUAACGGAAAAAAUGGGCGGUGCCGAGGGCACAAAAUUGGACAUGGAAUUCACGGAUAUGGAACGAAAAACCGACGUAACAGUGGAGUUGGUUGAGGAAUUACAGGUGAAAACCAAAGAAUUCCUGCAACCAAAUCCAACAGCUAGGGCAAAGAUGGCUGCUGUGAAAGGCAUUUCUAAACUAUCUGGUCAAGCAAAGACUAAUACUUAUCCCCAAGCUGAAGGUCUUUUAGGUGAUGCAAUGCUCAUGUACGGCAAAAAGUUAGGCGACGAAAGUAUAUUCGCACAAGCUCUCAUCGAAUUUGGAGACUCGUUGAAACAAAUGGCAGAUGUUAAAUACCAACUUGACGACAAUGUGAAACAAAACUUCCUCGAACCGCUUCAUUCGCUUCAGAUGAAAGAUCUGAAGGAAGUUAUGCAUCAUCGUAAGAAGCUGCAAGGACGAAGAUUAGAUUUUGAUUGCAAACGUCGUAGACAAGCCAAAGGAUCCGCUAUUACAGAUGAUGAAAUUCGCGGCGCUGAGGAGAAAUUCGCCGAAUCUUUGCAACUUGCCCAAGUCGGCAUGUUCAACUUGCUCGAGAAUGAUUCGGAACAAAUCUCUCAAUUAGCAUCUUUCGCUGAGGCGUUACUCGAUUACCAUCAACAGUGUAUCGAGAUUUUGAGAAAUCUGAACGAGACGAUGCAAGAAAAGAAAGAAGAGUCAGCAAACCGCCCGCGUUCUGAGUUCGUUCCCAAGACAUUGGCAGAGUUGAACAUCGACGGCGUCUCCGAUGGAUAUAAUGACCACAUGACACACGAUUAUGCAGGCGGUUCAUCGCAUCUCAACUCUCCAAUCAAUAAACCAUCUCAUCUGGAGCUAUUGGGCAACGGUACCAACGCGCGGUCAACCAAUGCAUCUCCGUUGCCAUCGCCGAUGAAAUCUCCCGCAAGAACACCCAUGCCGCCAUCUCAGAAGCCAUAUUGCACAGCGUUGUACGAUUUCGAGGCAGAAAAUCCCGGAGAAUUAGGAUUUAAGGAAAAUGACAUCAUCCAAUUGAUCCAACGUGUCGAUGACAACUGGUUCGAAGGCAGCGUGAAUGGGCGCACAGGCUAUUUCCCCCAAACAUACGUGCAAGUGAACGUACCUUUGCCCUAAAUUAGUCAAACAUAAAAACUCACUUCAUCUUGACUUCGACUUGUAUCAAUUAAUUGUAAUUCUAAUUAUAUUAACUAUUAUUAAAAAAAUAUUAUAAUUGCUAAAAAAUAAUAUUAAACAAAAAUAACUGUUAAAAAGUAAAAAGGAACGUUAAUCUGCCCGUUGAUAGCCAAUAAAAAACAUAAAAUAAUUUAAGUUGU